AUGUCUGUCUCCCUCAGUGCAGUGGAUGAAAAAGCUUCUAACGUGUCCACUGUUGCUUCAUGUCGCAUUCGGGAAAACGCGUCCCUGGCCGCCUACUUCCAGACCGUCGCCAACGGGGACCAGCAGCUCGCCCCGCUGCUCGGUGCCCGGGACGCGCGCGGAAGGUGGGCCGGCGCCGUGACGUCACCCGGCUCGCCAGCCAGCGCGCAGUGUGACGACUGUGUCUCUUUUCUCCUUCCCUGCCCCGGGCACCAGCACGUGUGGAGUGAGAGCGAGGACUGCCUGCCUUUCCUGCAGCUCGCACAGGACUACAUCUCUUCCUGCGGCAAGAAGACGCUCCAGGAGGUGUUGGAAAAGGUCUUCAAGUCUUUCAGACCCUUACUGGGGCUUCCCGAUGCCGAUGACGACGCGUUUGAAGAGUACAGCGCGGACGUGGAGGAGGAGGAGCCAGAGGCAGACCACCCCCAGAUGGGGGUCAGUCAGCAGUAGACUUGCGAGGGCUCCCGUCUGACGCGGGUGAGCCCCGUGGUCCCCAAGGUGGGGCCGCGCGCCGCUCCUGGGCUGGCUCUUCAAAACGGGACGUCUGACUCCCAGCUUCCAAGUGAAAAUGAAACACCUUUGAACCGACCACAAAAGACCUGGGAUGAGCUGUGCUCAGACGCGACCUGCCUUUGACUCCCGGCUCAGUGGGUUUCGACGGAGGCGUCUCCGCAGCCUUGGCCAUUUGGAAGUUGGAGUCCGUUGCGUGGCUGGCCGUCUCUCUCGAGUGUCUGCUGGAGAACAGACAUUCGCUGACUCGCGUGUAGAGAGCUCGGAGUGCACUAAGGGUGUGUUUUGAGUCCUCACGGGUGACUUCAUGGAGGGAAAGCAUGGCAGAGAAGAAAUGCAGUCUGCACUUUUUAUGUACUUUGUAGGUGUUGUAAGUGAAGGGUUUUGCUUAUACAGCAUGAGUUUUAAUACCUAGUCAUUACACUGCACAAGUGCAAAUAUGAGGGCAGAAGAGAAUGAUCUUGUAGCUUUGGAUGAAGCGGGUAAGGGAGGCAAAGAACCUUUCAGUGUUCUGCCCGCGCUGAGUUACCUGGGUACACGGCAACUGGUUCGUGGUCGCACAAACAUCCUCGCCUGGUUGGUUAUUUUUUUAAAUAUGGUUUUAUUGAUUUUAGAAAGAGAGGAAGGGAGA
Molecule: messenger RNA, 1180 nt
Organism: Miniopterus natalensis
Lineage: Eukaryota; Metazoa; Chordata; Mammalia; Chiroptera; Miniopteridae
Source: RefSeq, a predicted model, not a curated record